Molecule: messenger RNA, 1544 nt
Organism: Aethina tumida (small hive beetle)
Lineage: Eukaryota; Metazoa; Arthropoda; Insecta; Coleoptera; Nitidulidae
Exons: 7
Coding region: 187-1470 (427 amino acids)
Source: RefSeq, a predicted model, not a curated record
ACAAUAACAGGAUGAUUAAAACUCUAUUAAAUUAUUAUGCUUACAAUAAACCGAAACUGUACUAGUAAAUAAACGAAAACUAAACAUAUUUUUUACUUGGAAGGAAAUGUUCAAAUGACGCGACUUCCUUAUCACAAAACGAAUGACAAAAGGAAAUGGUCAGUUUAGUUGAAACACUCGUUAAUAAUGUUAUUGAAAUUUAUUUUAGUUUUGACACCUUUGUUUGCGAAAGUUGUUUCAGUAAAAUAUAUUUGUGUGUCGGAUAAACCAAGUGAAAUUUUACGAUGGGACAUAAAAAAUUCUGGAAAAGAGCCUUCAUCGAAAUCUCAUUAUAUUAGUCCCAGAUGGAAAUUGGAAAUGCCUGAAAUAAAUGUGUAUGAAAAUCGUAUUGCGAAAGAAAAUGUAAAUAAAAUUAUUACAGAUGAACGAUGGAUUGAUCUUCCAGAAGUAAAAAAUAUAUCUUUUAAUAAAAUAUGUAGUUUUUCAAUGAAAGGAGUUGGAAUCGUUAAUAUUACGAAUAAUGAACAUACAGUUAUUGAAACAAUAAAUUUUGUCGAUGAAAUUGGUUCAGUAGUCAACGAAAAAGUUACAUUGUUGACAACUGCCUCCAAGUGGAAACACGUAUCCAUAAAAUAUAAUUUGCAAAAUGAUACUAUACUAAUUAGUGGACCAGAGUUCAUCGUAUUUAUUUCAAAAUCAGGUCAAUAUAUUACAGAAACAGGAUACAUUAGAUCAGAUAGUAUUAUGAAGUUGCAUAUUCGCGAAAGCAUUGUAACACAUACACCCGGUAUAUACAACUUCACAUUCGGGAGACACGACGAAUUUAAAAGGUACCAUUGUGUAUCAAUGUACGUAUCCACAUGUACAACUUGUUCGAUGAGAAUUUCCCUAAUAAAUGAAAACAAUAUAAAACAUAUUACCGAAUCAUCAAGUGAAUGGACAUAUGCAAAAAUUUGCAGCGAUUAUCCCUUAGAGCAUGAUUUCAUUCUUCAAGUUGAUUUGAAGAAUCAUUAUUUGGAUUAUUAUUGGAGUUUUGAUUACUUACACCUUUGCAAUGAAAAUGAUCAACGAUAUAUUGAACAUGAAACUGAAUAUUUUGAAAACGUAACAUGUAUAGAAGGCUAUAAAGAAAUGAAAGUUGACCCUAAUCAAACUAACAUUUAUGAACAACAUUGUGGCAAAGAAAUAUUAAAAGAGUGUUUAAAUGUUGAUGUAUGUCAUAUUUGCUGUCGGGGGACUUGCUACAUUGUUGAUCAAUAUUCUAGAACUGACAAAUUAGUAACUGCGAUUGCAGUCCUUGGAUCACUGUUCAUUACCUUAUUAAUUAUAAAUGUGGUUAAAUUUUGGUGUUUUUAUAGAAGUAGGCCAAAUAAACAUCCAGAAAUUGAAGUGAACCAUUAUACACAGCCAAGUACUUGUCAUGAAUACGAGUACAUAAUGGAACCGAAUGUGUUUUAUCAAGCUCAUUGAAUUACAUAUGAAUAAUUUACUUUAAUUUACUUUAAAUUAAUUAAUUUAAAUAAAUAAAAAUUGAUUUAAUCAUU